AUGGAUGGCAUCAUGGAAACACCUCUCCCUUUCGUAUGGAAGCCACUCCACAUCGACCGUUACGACGGCACAACAGAUCCAGACGAGCACAUCGACCUAUAUACUACACAGUUACCUGUCGAGUCGAUCGAUAGCUUCGGCACUCUAGUCAGACGAUUCACGACACAGUACGCGACAAGCCGACCUCAUCACAUUACUUCAGCAGCUUUGGCUAGUCUCAGGCACGGCGACGAUGAACCACUACAGACUUUCAUGGAACAUUUUACUGGCAUCUCGGUGAAAAUUCGAAAUCUGAAUCUCAAGGUCGCCCUACAUGCCAUGCUUAUGGUACUCAAGUCGGGACCGUUUAUAGACAGCCUAUGCCGAGAAGCCCCUCACGACAUGGACGAGCUCCGUGCUAGUGCUGCUGACUACAUCCAGAUGGAAGAGCACUCCGCUUUUCGUGACUAG
Molecule: messenger RNA, 450 nt
Organism: Cajanus cajan (pigeon pea)
Lineage: Eukaryota; Viridiplantae; Streptophyta; Magnoliopsida; Fabales; Fabaceae
Source: RefSeq, a predicted model, not a curated record